Debaryomyces fabryi is the source of this 2352-nucleotide messenger RNA. RefSeq lists its product as uncharacterized. Gene Ontology annotation, biological process: protein deubiquitination. The record is from RefSeq and is a predicted model, not a curated record. NCBI's taxonomy places the organism in Eukaryota, Fungi, Ascomycota, Pichiomycetes, Serinales, Debaryomycetaceae. Gene Ontology annotation, molecular function: cysteine-type deubiquitinase activity. The transcript has a single exon. Bases 1 to 2352 code for a protein of 783 amino acids.
AUGGUACAAUCUAGUCAGGAUCGAGACCAGGAGAAAGCUCUGACUCAUUCUUCACCCUCUAAUAGUGACACGAGGGAGGCUGAAGAAGUCAAUAGCGAUACAAUGGCGAAUAAUGAUUCCAAUCCUGACAUUACUCUUAGAAGUAAUAAUCCCUUUUUAAAUGCUGAUAGUACGGAAACACCACAACUGUAUACAUAUACUUCAAUUAACUCUGAGGAACUAAAAAAAUAUCCGUUUAAAACGUUAAAUCGAAUUUUAGAUGAUAUUCAUUGGACUAUACCUUACAAGUUACAAUGCCCAGACAUUAGCAAUUCGAGUCUUUUAAAUAGAAAGGCAAUUGAUUAUUCACACGAAUUAGCCAGGAUUGCAAGUCUGAACUCACGGUUGACGAGAUACGAGAUGUUGAUACUUAGUAAUGCGUUGGAAUAUUCACCCUCGAUUGAGAGAAUUAUAAAUGAGGAUAGAAAUCAGACAUUAACGUUAAUCCGUGGGUUGAUUGUUAAUGAGAAUGAUGUUAACCACUUCAGACUUUCUAUUCUUGAAAAUGACUUGGGUCAACCCAUUACGCAAGUUAUUGAUAAACACGAAUAUCACGUAAUACCAAAGCAACUAUUAUCGCAGGAUGAUUUGGAUUUUCUUUUAAGCAAGACCGAUACCCCCAAAUUUCCAGAAAAUUUAAUAGAUGAUGCAUACUUCAAGAGUCUUAAUAGUCCAAAUAACCAUAUACUACGGGUUUCUAUCUUUUCGCCGGAAUUUUCAAAUGAUGAUCUUUUUCCAUUGCAUGACCAAGAGAGUAUAAAGAAGAGGUAUUUAAAUGAAAUUGAGAAACAUCCAGAUUCGAACUUGUCUCCAGAAACAAUCCCAACAUCUGUUCAUUGCUUUAAGACCUUGAUAAAAGUGUUGAAAGGUCCAAUACUUCUUCCGCCAGGUCAAUCUAUAAAGACAAUUAAUGUUAAUAAUUCUUCGUUGAACUCCCAAAUUGAUUUGCAAUUAUUGUUUAAUAAACUCUCGUUCAAAGUCAGUGAAAAUGAAUUGAUUCCACCGGAUGUGGUAUCUAAUCCAUAUUUACGCGAAUCAUAUAUCAGGAAGAUUCAGGAGAUAAUUUACAUUGCAAGAAUAUAUGGAACACAACCCAAUGAAUUCAAUUCGGUUUAUACUUUCAGUGACAGUUUGUCAUUGGUCUACCGUACAUUCAAUGAAUUUGACAAACAUAUGUGCCAAACAUUUGGAAGAGGUCACGAUUCCAACCAAUUGCCAUUCUGUAUUAACCUUAACAUUUGUACUUUUUUCCAGGACGAACUUAUAAUUAAGUGUUUUGAAAACACAAUUAAGUCCGAUCCAUCGAAUAAAUUGCACUAUGUCGAUUCCUUAAAAAAUGUGAUUAACUAUAGAACAAAUCUGACUUCAUCCAGUGGAAAAUUAAGGGCGUACUACACGAAUCUUUCACAAAAAGGUGAAUUGAUUGGCUUUAGUGAUUAUGAAAUUGCUCUAAAGGCGUUAGGUAUUGAAACAGGUGCCGCUGAUAGUAACCGAAUAGAUGAUGACUUCAUAAUUGCGAUGUAUACAACUUCGUAUAAGAACGAUCCAAAGAAUUACGCCUACUUUAAUAAUCUUUUAAGAACAAUUGGAAAGGUUAGAAACAGUGAAACGAUUAAUGGGUUUUUGAAAAAGGAGAUCAUUCCUCUAAACUUAGCUAUCGAUGAGCUAAAUAUCGAAGAACUCACAGAAGAUGAAGUUGUGAUUACAGCAUAUGAAUUUAAGAUGGAUGAUACAUUAACAUCUAAUGGGUUCAAUACCAACUCAAACGAAAUAACGUUUUUGAAUAAAGCUUUGCUUUCAGUCGCAUUUCAUAGAAAGAGCUACUUAUUAAUGAACUAUAUUGAAGUUAAAUUGCCAAAUAUUUUGGGGGUCGGUACUCAUUACUCGUUUGCAGAUUCUUUGGAAGUGAUUGAUUGUGAAUUAACUGCAAAUGACUUUGAAAUUAUUACUAAAUUCCAAAAUAAACUAAUGAACUUGACUGACGCUGGUGAUAUUAGAGUUUUAAGACAAUGUCUCAAAACAAUUGCUAAGGAAAGAAAAUCAAAAAUUUUGUCUAGCUUCUUAGCUACAGGUAAAAUUGACUCUUCAUUACUACCUGCAGAAAAUUGGCCGGCUGGUUUGGAUAAUAUUGGUAAUACAUGUUAUUUGAAUUCAUUAUUACAAUAUUAUUUUUGUCUUAAGCCAUUAAGGGAUAUGAUUUUGGCUUUUGAUGAACGAAAUAUUGAUCAAUCAAAACAAAAGAAUCGUAAAAUUGGCGGUAGAAAGGUAGAAGAUACAGAAAUUCAAAGAUCGAACCAAUUCAUCUACCAUUGA